Molecule: messenger RNA, 4058 nt
Organism: Pocillopora meandrina
Lineage: Eukaryota; Metazoa; Cnidaria; Anthozoa; Scleractinia; Pocilloporidae
Source: the annotation of a GenBank genome assembly
AUGUCGGGCUCCAUUGAACAAGCUGCUAAACUCCAUAGUCGUCGAAUCAAUUUUGCACAUGUAUUUUUAAGAGAUCGUAAACUACAGUUUACAAUCUCUUAGUAUUUUUUUAUUAGAAUUACCACGAACUAACGUAGGGGAUGUGAAAAGUGAGCGCGCUAGAAUACAGGGAUAGUUACACUCCUUCUUAAAAACCAUCGAGAGUUUCUCAAGGUCGCCUUGAUGAGUUUGUUAGCUUUGUCAGAGCUGAAAUGCAGAGUCACUGUAUGGGGUGCUGCAAAUCUCUUAAAAAAUCUUUUGAAUGAAUCAUGCACCAUUACACCCACUUACCACCUUUUUUUUUUUUUUUUUUUUUUUUUUUUUUUUUUACAGAAAAAAUUGAGAGCAAAGGUUGUCCUCCUGAAAAGUACUCAGCCGGAAGUAUUGCUUAAAGCUUGUUAAAAACAGAUAAGCUCCAGAGAAAUGAAAAUGUAAUUUGUCUUUUUAUAACUUUUUCUACUUCGUGCGAUAUUUUAGCAUUUUCAAGCGGACUGUUGCUAUCAUAACAUAACCAAUUGUCCAAUAACGCGGAGUAUUUGUACUGGACUCGCGCGUUAUUUUCACUCUGGUUAGUAGCACUGUUCUUAUAUAAUUUUUUAUUUUGUGUUCAAUUUUGCGUUUUAAUUUGUUAAAAAUUUUUUAUGGAGUGCAAUUUUGAAAAUGUUUUCGUCGAUCGUAAGGGCUUCAGCUUAAUUUAUCUCGUUAACAUUGCGUGAUAAAUUGAAACUUGUUGGCUUAUUUCCAGGGUCAAUUACAAUAGUAAUUCAUUUAUCAAAUUAGAAAGUAAGGGUAUAAUAGGUUUGACACGAUAUUUUAGCAUUUUCAUGUGGACUGUUGCUAUCUUAACAUAACCAAUUGUCCAAUAUCGUGGACUAUUUGUACUCGACUCGCGCGUUAUUUAUACUCUAGUUAGUGCACUUGGGUCAUAAAUAUAUCUUAUUAGACGUUUUGAUUUGUAGUAUCGCUGAGUAUUUUUACGAGUUGUGCCGUAUUUUGACGAGCCUGUAAGCGAGUCAAAAUAAAAACGAGUAAAAAUAUUCUGUCAGCGAUACUACAAACCAAAACGUCUAAUAAGUCAUUUAUUAUCCAACUGCUAUUUUCUUCUGCUAAGUCAUUCUGUUCAUUUCUCAUAAGGCGGGAAAAGCAAAGCGGAUAGAGAAGCGUAGCGCGCACACCCGACUGGUUAAACAGGUUUUUUUUACAGUACAAAAUAACCAGCUGUCCAAAUAACCGUACAAUAUCGCAAGAUAUUUGCACUCUAUUCGUGUUUUAUUUGUACUCUACUAUGUGCAGUUGGAUAAUAACAACUUUUAUUUUACUUUUUGUUUGACUUUUUUUUUAACUGUGUCGUUUUUUUCAGUUAAGUAACAAAAUGAGUUGGACUGUGACCUGGUUCUUCGUCGUUGGUUUCUUAAUCGACGUUGCAUUUGUUGAUGCACAGUGCAAACAAGAGAGAAACAUAGCUGGAAUGGCUCUGCGGGGAUUUGUUUUCAAAAAGUUUUCUGUAUCAGCCAUCCACGAGUGUGACAUCAGCUGCGAAAGAGAAAUCAGAUGUCAGAGUUAUAACUACGUAGUUGGAGAAAAGUCCUGUGAACUGAACAACCGGACCAAAGAGGCAAAACCUGAAAAUUUUCAACCAGACCUCGCUCGGUUUUACCACAUACGUUUUUUUGACAGGGGUACGUAUCAAAUGUAAAGUCAAAUUGGAGUUCAUUUUAUAUGAUGAAUAAUCUGUUAUAAUUAAUGCCUGUGCUGUAUGACUAUUUUGGGUUUUCUCUCACAGCUCCUUUAGGAUCCGUACCAGAGAUACCCGCAGAGUCGUGUCGGGAAAUAAAGAUGAGUGAAGGCAAAGCAGUCAUAAGCAGCAAAUAUUGGUUGGAUCCAAAUAGGAGUGGAAAGGCCGCUUUACUUUACUGUGACAUGGAAAUGGAAGGUGUCUGCUCAAAACUGGUUUGAUGUAUUAAGAUUGUCUGUUCGUGCUUACUAAUGAUUGCAUUCCAUUUAAGAGUUCCAUUGAUUGAGACACUUUCAAUUACUACUUUCUGUUCAGAUAUCGAUGAAUGCGUCUCCGGCACUCAUGAAUGUGACGUAAAUGCCCAAUGUAUCAACACCGUUGGCUCUUAUAACUGCACGUGUAAAAAUGUAUAUUCUGGUGAUGGAAGAUCGUGUUCAGGUAUAAAAGUAACCUAAUUACAUGUACAAUUAUAAUCAUAUAAGUUGUUCUGAAGAGUGGCUCUUUCUGGGAAUUUCCACAAAGCUUAGUCAUUUAAUGCGGAUACUAGAGCUGUAUAAGGAAGCGCUUGGUUCAGUUCUCCGGAACAAUCUAUUUGGUAAUGCAAUUAUGAUUUCCGUUAUACCGUGACAAGGUGUAAGUUUCCAUUAUAUCGAACAUAGCGUGAGCCGCUUGCUUAACUUCUUCAAUCUUGGAGAUCUUAAUGUGUUUAACUCAGGUCUACAUAAAUUAAGACUUGUAUUUGUACAUAGCCCGCCCUAUUUUAUCUCAGCAAAGUUUAGCAAUACCUAGGGCUCCUGGUGACAAGGUCCGGGUGAAAGCUGCAUCCCUUGUCAUGGGUGUUUUUUAUUUGUUUCCUUGGAAAACUCAUUUCAUUUACUUUACAACACAGAGUAAAGUGUUAAUGGAUACCAGAGAGCUGUAGGGAAAAAAUUAACCUUUUUACUCCCAAGAUCUCAUAAAUAAUUCUCCUUACUGUCUCCCAUACAAUUCUUGCGAUGUUAGUUGGAAGAAUUUGGGUUUGGAUCGACUAAUAAUCCCCUAAUUUAUAGUUUUCUUUAUUCUCCUCACUUGUCUGCUUGAUAAUGUAUCGAUAUUGUAAGGAGAAAUUCUGUCUUGGUCACUCAUGCGAGUUAACGGGUUGAAGGUAGUCCAGAGCUACCUUACCCUGGACCUUUUAGCCAUCUAGGCGGAGUAAAUUUGCCUUCUUUUAAAUUUAGUCAUCUAGCCAUGCAUGUAUGUAUAACUUUCGUUUUCUUCUUUUCCUUUCAAGCCUAUAUAGAUUCUGUUAUCCUAACGGCAAGUAGCUCCUUCGUACAUGAUUUGCAGCAGUUCCUUGAGCCCGUUAUUAGUGAUAAUAAGACUAGCAACUGGACAAGAUGUUACCAUGCGCUGUCACAUGGAUGGAAUACAACUCAAUUUCACAGCAGAUGUGACAACAAAGGGCCAACUGUAACCAUCGCACAAGUCGGAGAAUAUGUUUUUGGAGCAUACAUCAGUGUAUCGUGGACGAGUAAGUAAAACGUUACUUACGUCAAUGAUAGGCAGCUUAACCUUAAUAUAAUGUUUUUUAACUCCUAGAUUUGAGAUGAUAAGAUUAUCAAGCACUCCUAAACCGAAACAAUUUAAGGAAACAGAUUUAUAAUUUUUCAUUGAUCCAUUGGAAACUUUAAGAAACUUAGAAAUUGUAUUUUUACCAAGCGUUAUCCAGUUUUAUUUUUCCUUUUUUCUUUUUAUAUAUUUUUCUUUUAUUUUUUUGCUGGAUAAUGAUGGUAUCAUUUAGGCUUUCACAGGAAUGCUGAAAUUUUCUCAAAUAGUGCGAUAUUUAGCAAAAUUUGGGAACUUGGCGGCUUCAGUUGUGUCAAGAGAAUAUAGGAUAUUCCUCUGGUAAUGGUCUGAUUUAAUCUCCUUAAAGAAUUAUAUCCCGUCAUGCAUUUCACUGAAAUCCAUCUCACUGUUUUAUUGCAUCACUGUAGGUUAUCCAUGUGUUCGCCGAGAAGAUAGAAAGGCGUUUCUCUUUUCACUCUACAACAUCAAUGGGCAUCAUCCAGUCAAUUUCACUGUGAAAUACAACAAUGCUAUAUACAGUUGUCACCAACAAUUGCCAAUCUUUGGAUAUGCGGCCGAUUUGUUUUUUAAACCUUUACCUCUGACCUCAUUUGCAAAACCUGACACCUAUCAAGUUCCUCCUGGCUGUUUUGAAGAACAGAAAUGCAAUUUCUAUACUGGCACAAUUGAUUUCCACUUAACAGAUAUGGAAGUAUUUAGUAGAACAAAGGAAGGCUAA